Messenger RNA from Xiphias gladius (swordfish), 1228 nucleotides. It is a transcript of the gene pvalb5, whose product is annotated as parvalbumin 5. Gene Ontology annotation, cellular component: cytoplasm; nucleus. Bases 647 to 958 code for a protein of 103 amino acids. Gene Ontology annotation, molecular function: calcium ion binding. Lineage: Eukaryota; Metazoa; Chordata; Actinopteri; Istiophoriformes; Xiphiidae. The transcript has 5 exons. The record is from RefSeq and is a predicted model, not a curated record.
AAAAUAUAUCAACAGAUUUAAUUACUGAGAUGCUCUGUGUAUGCUUGUUAAUAUGUAAGACUUAAAAUAUGACAACUGCAUAUUCAUGUGUUUACACAGUUUCUUUACACACAUUAUUUUUGAAAUUACCAGACAUAAUUAACACUCAAAAUGAAUAACACAUGGUCACAAUUACCACAUUCAUCUCACCUACUACAAAGUUUAGCAUUUCCUGAGUAUACCUGUUACUUUAUUUUAUAUAAUUAUUCCUUAUUAAUAUUAAUAUGAAAAACUAGUGGGAUAAAUAUUACAUGAAACAUUUAAAACCAAUAAAAAUGCAUUUAUAUUUAUGAUUAUUCAUUUCAACUAUCGUUAUUUUUGGUGAGUGUUUUUUGUUGUUGUUGUUGUUGUUUUUUUGCCUGCAAGUUUGCAAGACAAUAUGCGUGAGAAAAUUAUCUGCCCUGAUUAACUGAUGACGGAGGAGGAGGCGUUCUGUGGCAUGUGGGAAAUCUCCCUGGGUUUGAGGACAGAUACGUCAGGUUGCUUCUUGCACUCUGGAUCACGAAGCUGCAAGAGCGUGUUGGUGGCUCAUAGGCACAAAGAGAUCUGCACGUCAUAGGCUCAGAGAGUGCAAACCUCACCCAGGACACGGCAGUUACAGAGGACCAUGGCAUUUGCAGGGAUGCUGACCGAUGAGGACAUCAAGGCUGCGGUCCAGGCUUGUCAAGCUCCAGGCACAUUCGACUUCAAGUUGUUCUUUGCACAAGUGGGACUGACCGGCUCAUCUGAGGCAGAUGGAAAAAAAGUGUUCACAGUUCUGGACCAAGACAGGAGUGGAUAUAUUGAGGAGGAGGAGCUCAAACUGUUCCUUCAGAAUUUCUCUCCGGGGGCAAGGGAGCUGACUGUGGCUGAGACCAAGAGUCUGAUGGCUGCAGGAGAUAGGGAUGGCGAUGGCAAGAUUGGGAUGGAAGAAUGCUGAAUCCACUGUCCCCCCCCUCCCUCCCUUCACAGAGUUCUGUGAUCUCCUGAAGUAAAGCGAUUCGACCCACACGACUGCAGCUGUCUUUCCCCGCUUCUCACAAUGGAUUUCUUAUGGAACUCCUGACUUUCCAGAUUGUUUGAUGCAAAGACCGGAAACCUCAGAUAUUCUGUACCUGCCCGCUGCUCUCCUUGUUGAUGUGAUACAGCAAGAUGUUUGGUCGACAGAUGAUUAAAGCUGGAUAUUAGUUGUGUGUGUAUUUAAUCAAUC